Messenger RNA from Desarmillaria tabescens, 1529 nucleotides. RefSeq lists its product as uncharacterized. Bases 349 to 1350 code for a protein of 333 amino acids. The transcript has 11 exons. NCBI's taxonomy places the organism in Eukaryota, Fungi, Basidiomycota, Agaricomycetes, Agaricales, Physalacriaceae. The record is from RefSeq and is a predicted model, not a curated record.
AGAAACGGCAGUUUCCGAAUUCGAAGUUUGAAUCAACGACAUUCAACUCGGAAUCUGGGGCACGAAAAUAUGGUAAGUCAAAAUGUCACAAGUCGCAAAUUUAGGAUUUACAACCAACUAGCUGCCACUGCUCCAAAGUUCAGCUUGUCGAUCCGGGAUUUUGUAUUCGGAUAAGCCUGUCUCGUUAUCUAUUCUUGUCCUGACGGAAAUCUGUCAUCAUGAGGCAUAGAAGUUGUGUUGUGGCGAGCGACUUGGGGAUAAGAUGGCCUCGAUUUCGUCAAGACCCUUUAAUAACCUGGAAUUCUAACCGAAGUAGUCACCUACGUGUUCUUUCCCUUCCUUCAUGCCAUGUCGUCCGUCCCCAUUGCUCAGUUGACUGGUCCGUUGGUUAUCGGACAUUUUUUCAACUGGGGACUUUUCGGUGCCUUGACUCUCCAAGCAUACAUAUAUUACAUAGCUUUCCCCACCGACCGAUUUUUCCCUACAAAAGCUUUGGCUCUGAUUAUAUAUUUAUUUGAAAUCGCGCAGACAUGCAUAGCAACUAGUGACGCUUUUAGGAAUUUUGGUACUGGUUGGGGCGAUCUAAUACAGCUUGACGCGCUUGGCACUUAUUGGAUCAAUGGUCCGUUAAUGACUUCACUCGUCAGUGCUACGGGACAGUUUUUCUAUGCCUGGCGAAUCUGGAUUUUGACUAGAGAAAUUUGGGUUCCUUUGGUAAUUGUGUUGCUUUCUUUGACUCAGGCUGUUGCCGGCAUCUAUGCAGGUGUUUGGGCAGACGAAAUCGGGCACUUCUCAGAGAUACAGACAAAGACAUAUGUGGUGACUUCGAUGUGGCUUGCGGGGACGGCUCUUUGCGACGUGAUCAUCUCCGUGACCAUGACCUGGAGUUUGUUAAGAGCGCGCUCCGGGAUCCGGUCAACAGACAUUCUCGUCAUCAAGAUUGUUAGACUGACAGUGGAGACUGGCUCAACAUGUGCAGCGUUUGCAAUCAUUGAUCUUGUGUUUUAUCGGGUGUAUCAGCACAACAACUACCACCUAGUGCCUUCCAUAGCACUUUCGAAGUUAUACUCAAAUAGCCUGUUCGCUGUCCUCAACUCAAGGGUGCGGAUCGUCGGCGGCCGCACUGGAGACAGUACAGCCCCAGACCCAACACUAACAGUUAACGGAGCAGUACCACAUCAAGUUAUGUCAGUGAGACAUCGUCAGCGCUCGAAAGUCAAUUUUGCCAUGGAGGAAGAUGCACGUCCAAGUCGAGAUACCUCGGACGAUGUACUUGACGCUGAUACCCAUUCUCACCACGAGGCUCAUGAGAUGGAUCAGGUAAAGGUAUCUCCGUAUACUGCUGUGUAGAACGACGUCUUAGUUUGUGUGUGCUGCGAGUAAUCUACUGGCCGUACGAUGUACGAUGGUUGGGGUAUUAUACCUGUAGCUUAUUCAACGGAGCUCCGUUCAUACUAGUGUAUAUUGGCUGUACAAGUAGUGCAAGAACAUUGUAGGGGAAUAAUACUGUUGGUGAUUUGUUAAGUGCA